This is a messenger RNA of Necator americanus (New World hookworm), 1797 nucleotides long. RefSeq lists its product as uncharacterized. The coding region runs from base 1 to 1797 and encodes 598 amino acids. The transcript is spliced from 15 exons. The record is from RefSeq and is a predicted model, not a curated record. Gene Ontology annotation, biological process: response to oxidative stress. Lineage: Eukaryota; Metazoa; Nematoda; Chromadorea; Rhabditida; Ancylostomatidae. Gene Ontology annotation, cellular component: nucleus.
AUGAGUGCCACAGAGGACGAGGACACAUUUGAUGAGGACGAUGUGAAACCAGCACCGAUAUUUCGGCGUGGCCUCACACGUGAAACCAGCUCAUUUUCGCGUUUGUCAACUGCUAUUCGUCGUUCGCUUCGAUUACCCGCACGUUCCUCAAGUAUUCGCUCAAGCCGAGAAAAAGAAGAUAACGAGUGGGAAACCCUUCGAAAGAAAGAUACCUAUCCUCGAUUCACGAAAAACAGCGAUACGUACGUUGGCGCAAGUUCAGUGCCGUCAAAAAUUGACGAGAUUAGGGAAAAUCUCCGACUUAACCGAACUGAUACAGUGAAAAAGAUUGUAAGAAAAGCAGAAUGGCCAGUUAGACAUGAAGUUCGACGAGAAUUAUGGCGAAUUCUCUGUCAUAGCAAAGAUUAUGAUAGCAGCAAAACUUUAUAUCGUACAGAACUUGAGGAAACUGUUAGAAGUGGAACAAAAUCACAUCAACCUCAAUUUCUAAGUGAGGAAGGUGUAGUGGUGAAUAACUUCAAUCUAAAUGAGCAGGGAGCCGUACGACUUCUUCGAUUGCUCACUGUAAUCGAACAUUUACGACCAGAGAUUAGUUCUGCACCGAUGCUUUAUCCACUAUGUGCUCUAAUGCUUCACUAUCUGGAGGAUGAGGACGUGUUUGCCUGUGUCCAGCAUUUGCUUGUUUCAAAGGGUUAUUUAAUGACAUCACCGGUACAGUGGUCUGCAUCUUCAUAUACGAUACUUUCUCUUAUAAAGAAACAUAAACCACGAGCCUAUGCUAUGCUGAAAAGGCAGGUUGGAACCGCUGAUGACUCAAUACUAGUGAAAACGACAAGAGAUUGGCUUUCAUGGAUCUUCAGCGGCCUUCCAUUCAAUCAUGUCGUCCGAAUUAUCGAUUGUUACCUUGUGGAAGGACAAAAAUUCCUUACAAGAGCUGCGAUUGCAAUUGUUUAUAUAUGGGCAAAAUCGUUGAAGAAUCGCCCUACUGAUGACUUGCAUGGGAAAUCGCAAGAAGAACGAAUUGAAGCUGUUAAGCUAGAACUUGCAAAUAUUGCUCAGCAAAUGCAGAUCUCGACGGAAACAUUCAUUCAAACUGCAGUACGAAUCCGAAAUCUUCAAAGUUCAACUAUAACACGGCUUCAAACUCAGUUCGAGAACAAGGUUCGAGAAGAUGUAAACCGAAGACAAACGCAAAAACGUGCCUUACCAAGAAGAGCUCGUCAUUUGUUUACACAACCGUUUUCUUCCGCGAUUGUUGACCAAGAUGCUGCUGCUGAAAUAAUGUCGUCAUUUCCACCUCGUCUACAACUAGCAACACCUCAACUUCUUUUCCGAUUAAGCACUGAUGGUGCUAGCUUCACUCAUCUCUGGAGCAAAAUCGACCAAGCAGAACAAACUUUGCUACUUAUCAAAACCACUACGGGUGAAAAAUUCGGAGCUUACUGUAGUUCCUCCUGGGCCGAGCGAAAUGAUCGACGUGAACGAUCAAAAUCCAAGUAUUUCGGUACUGGGGAGUCGUUUGUCUGGGUUCUUGAAGAAGAAUUAGAACUUCCAAUCAUUUAUGGGUGGGUUGGUAACAACAACGAACAUCCGGAUGCGUGCCCUCAGAUGUUUAUGGCUGCGGGUGACAAGUUACUCGUGAUUGGUUCUGGUGACGGAGACGCUAUCCGUAUAUCCGAAGAACUCACGCAUGGUAUGUCGUCAGCAUGUAGAACAUUUGGUAGUCCAGCAUUAGUACAAAGUCGUAGCUUUGACAUCCACGAACUGGAAGUAUUUGACGUACUGACAGGCUCGUGA